AUGUCCACCAAUUCGAGUGCUAUCCAAGAGUCUAAACUAACAACAAACUCAAAAGAACCAGUCUUUAAGGACUACGCGCUGUACCGCAAAGACCGUGGUACCGGACGAGGUGGAGGUCUCAUCAUGCUCAUCCAUCACAGUAUUCCUUACACAAUCAAAAACCUACCUCCUACGUCAACAACAGGAAGUCAGGCCAUCACCAUCGGGGCCAACGGCACAGAUAUCAACAUCAUCAACAUCUACAUCCCUCCACAAUCAGUCUGCCCCUCCGGCUUCUCAGCUUCAAUAUUACAAUAUUUGACCAUCCCAAACGUGGUUCUGUUGGAAGACGUAAACGCGCAUGAUGCGCUUAGGUACUCCAGUUUGGAGGAUUUUUGUAGAGAAUCUUUAGCCAGCAAAAUUGAAAACUCAGGCUGCGGCACACUCAAUCUGGAUACCCCAACCCGAAGGCGAGCAGUUGAAAGUUACCCUCUGAGUCAUCUGUGGGAAAAGUUCACUAAAUCCCGGAAAUAUCUUGUACAGUACUUUAGCGUCAAGUUUAUGGGGAAAACUCAAGACGAACCCUGA
Messenger RNA from Helobdella robusta, 567 nucleotides. RefSeq lists its product as hypothetical. The transcript is spliced from 3 exons. The record is from RefSeq and is a predicted model, not a curated record. Lineage: Eukaryota; Metazoa; Annelida; Clitellata; Rhynchobdellida; Glossiphoniidae. Bases 1 to 567 code for a protein of 188 amino acids.